Messenger RNA from Coniophora puteana RWD-64-598 SS2, 899 nucleotides. RefSeq lists its product as uncharacterized. The transcript is spliced from 12 exons. The coding region runs from base 21 to 749 and encodes 242 amino acids. Lineage: Eukaryota; Fungi; Basidiomycota; Agaricomycetes; Boletales; Coniophoraceae. The record is from RefSeq and is a predicted model, not a curated record.
UUUCAUUCAAGCUAGUGGAAAUGGAGGGUGCCCCCUUCUUCCACCCUGCAUUGUUAAUUGGCCCCAUAAUUUCCGGCACUAUCAUCACUUCAAUCUUGUUUGGUUGUGCUAUAAUUCAGGCUUAUGCGUACUUUACAAUGUUUACAGAGGACUGCCGUGGGUUCAAGAUUCUGGUUUUCUUCAUCACGUCAUUGCUGUUUGCACAUUUAGUAUGCGUCGGAAGCCUGCUCUGGCAGAUGACCAUCGUCGAGUAUGGUACUCCGCAGGACUUGAUCGUGUUCCCACAUAUUGCAAAUGUGGUUGUCGUUCUGGGGUGCAUCAUCACAUUCUUUGUCCAGGCGUUCUACAUUUACCGCCUCGCCCGCCUCUCCGGCUCAUGGUUUCUCCCCUCUUUGUGCAGCACCCUCGCCGCGCUCUCAAGCGUGUUCGGUUUAUUGGUCGCUGCAGAGGCAUUUAGGUCGACGAGCGUGGCGACCGUCGAAAGGGACGAGAGAUGUGGCGAUCACGGCAAGUUUGGUGUAUCAGAUAAGUGGAAAAUUCUCAAAGAGCAGCAGCACAAGAACGGCCAGAGUUCUCAAGAAGUCAGUUUUAUGGGCCGUGGAAACGGGUCUUGUCACCAGCCUCUGCGCCUUUCUCGUAUUGAAUUUCUUCAUUACAAUGAAAAAAAACUAUAUAUGGCUUGGAACAUAUGGCUUUGUCGCCCCUAUCUACGUAAACUGCUUCCUGGCCCUAUUAAACGGACGCGCUAGUUUACGUCACGAGGAUGGCUGCGUGUGCAAAUGCUACCCCCUGCAAGCUAGAGCAGACGAUGGCUAGUCACAAUGUGAGGUGUGGAUAGGAUAUCUCAAUGGGAUGUACACAGCGACGUAAAACAGACAAGCUAUGCAUUAAUAUUUGUC